Hyla sarda is the source of this 1595-nucleotide messenger RNA. RefSeq names its product testis expressed 261 (gene TEX261). Gene Ontology annotation, molecular function: COPII receptor activity. Bases 373 to 963 code for a protein of 196 amino acids. Gene Ontology annotation, biological process: endoplasmic reticulum to Golgi vesicle-mediated transport. The record is from RefSeq and is a predicted model, not a curated record. Lineage: Eukaryota; Metazoa; Chordata; Amphibia; Anura; Hylidae. The transcript is spliced from 7 exons. Gene Ontology annotation, cellular component: endoplasmic reticulum membrane; COPII-coated ER to Golgi transport vesicle; Golgi membrane.
GGAUACAUUGUAGCUGAUAUAGGGCUAAUAGGUCGGUGAUACAUUGUAGCCAAGCUCAUUAGGGUGGAUGGUCAGGGAUACAUUGUCACCUAGCAGAUAGAAAGUUCCUUAUACAUUGUCACGCAGCUGAUAUAAGGGGGUGAAGGUUGCAGAUACAUUGUAGCAGAGCUUAGAUAGCUGAUACAUUAGGUAGAGGUUUGCAGUGAUACAUUGUUGCAGAUCCCCUGUUGCCAGUACUAAGAGGUAUAAGGGUUGUGCAGAGAUCAGGGGGGUUGUGCAGAGAUCAGGGGGGGGGGGGGGUGCGGACCCCUGGAGUAGCAGUAAGCCCUCUCUUGUAGCCGGAUCGGGGGUGUCCCCGGCAUUACCCAGAAGAUGUGGUUCAUCUAUGCGCUCAGCUGGCUCUCCCUCCUCAUACAGGUGGCCUUUGUCACUCUGGCCAUAGCCGCAGGCCUCUACUACCUGGCAGAGUUGAUAGAAGAAUACACGGUGGCCACUAGCAGGAUCAUAAAAUACAUGAUCUGGUUCUCCACAGCGGUACUCAUCGGACUCUACUUAUUUGAGAAGUUCCCUAUUGUCAUGAUUAGCGUGGGGCUCUUCACCAACGUUGUGUACUUUGGGCUGUUGCAGACGUUCCCUUUCAUUAUGUUGACGUCUCCGAACUUUAUCCUCUCCUGUGUUCUCGUGGUGCUGAAUCAUUAUUUGGCUUUCCAGCACUUUGCAGAAGAAUAUUAUCCGUUUUCGGAGGUUCUCGCUUACUUCACCUUCUGCCUCUGGCUGAUCCCCUUCGCUUUCUUUGUGUCCUUGUCGGCUGGAGAGAAUGUGCUGCCAUCCACAGUACCGCACGGAGAUGACGUGGUCUCCAACUAUUUCACAAAGGGCAAAAGAGGGAAGCGCUCUGGGAUUCUGGUCAUCUUCUCCUUCAUAAAGGAGGCCAUCCUCCCCAGCCGGCAGAAGAUGUACUGAGCCCAGCAGUCCUCGGGAGGACGUGCCGACAACCGAGCGGCGCGGGGCCGCCAUGCUGAAUCACACGAGGGAGCGAGCAGGCGACAGAGGGCACUGUUGGAGAAGAAGGCAUUGUCUGCGAUGCAAAUUUUGGGAUGGGUGGAAGUGUCUUCUCUCCAGACACUCGGCGGCCAUAUCUCUGCUUCUUGUUAGAGCCGCUCAGUGGACGAACUUAUUAGAGAUCAUAGGAGGAAAGUCGUCAGCUGAUAGGGAACAAUGAGAAUUUAUAGGGUUUUUUUUUUAAAUAAAUUAGUGCCAAUAGAUGCUGCCCCCUAACUUCGGAAUACACCUCGACUCUGCCAACAUUCGAGAAGUUUUUUUUUUUCUUUUGUGUUUUUACAGCAUGGCGUCUGAUAGGACUGAAAACUAUUGUGAAAUUUGUCAGCAUUUGCCCAGCGCUGAUUCUGUGAAAUAAAAUCAACUAUUUCUUAUUUCUCAUGUCCUCCGAUUACACCGACCGGUGAAACACGUCGAGCGAGUCUCGGAUAGGGUUCUGGAUCAACAGUUAUUCUGGAUUAUGAUUUUGAUGGUCACAAAUGUAUAUAAAACACACUAUAUGGCCCCUUUCACACUACAGGUAUUAGAGAUGAGCG